Molecule: messenger RNA, 1725 nt
Organism: Wasmannia auropunctata (little fire ant)
Lineage: Eukaryota; Metazoa; Arthropoda; Insecta; Hymenoptera; Formicidae
Product: cytoplasmic tRNA 2-thiolation protein 2-like
Exons: 3
Coding region: 233-1624 (463 amino acids)
Biological process (GO): tRNA wobble position uridine thiolation
Cellular component (GO): cytosol
Molecular function (GO): sulfurtransferase activity; tRNA binding
Source: RefSeq, a predicted model, not a curated record
ACGCGUGACGUGCCUCACACGUGCCAGUCGCGCCGCGCGCGCCCACUGGUCUACAUAUGUGUAUGGCGUUCUAACCUAAAAUCAGUUUUUCGGAGAUAUUUUCCGUGCCUUCGCAAGAUCUAGAAAUAUUUAGUUUGUAACUAAUUAUUAUAAAUUUUUGUAACAUCUGAUUGAUAAAGUAUAAUUGUAAAUUAUACAUUUUGUUGUUGCGACACAAAUCGCACAAGGAGAGAUGUGUUCGGUGAAGGAUUGCAUGUUUGACGGUAACGAUGGUGAAAUACCUAAAACGAAGGAAAAAGAUUUAUCGACAGAUACGUUGUGCAGAAAAUGCAAAUGUGAAAACGCCGACGUUUUGUUGACCGGCCAAAGCGGUUAUUGCCAGGCUUGUUUCCUGAGUGUCACAAACCACAAGUUUAGAGCCGCGCUUGGUAAAUCUAAGAUUAUUCGCCACGGCGACGCGAUACUGGUCGAUCAUUCGGGAGAGUUGAAUUCCACCGUGCUCCUACAUCUCAUUAAGGCUGGCAUGAGCGAAUCUGCUCACAAGAGACUCAUCUUCAAGACGGUAGUUUUGUACAUAGAUGAUACUGCGGGGAAAACAAGCGAGGAAAGGGACACGCUGCGACGUAAGAUCGCCGAGGAAACAACGGCUUCUGGAUUUAACGGUUAUGCUGUGUCGAUGAGCCAGGCUUUGAACGAGGGGGAUACUCUGGACGUAAAGCCGAUGGACCAGGAGAUAAACCGCGAGAAUGACAGUCGGCUGCGCGCGAUAUUGGCCAAUUUGUCGGACGACACCUCGAGGACGGAUUUUCUCGGUCAGCUGCGCCGGUGCUUGCUUCUGUCGGCAGCCCGGAAACUGAAUUGCAACAAGAUAUUCGUCGCCGAGUCUGCCGUGGACAUCGCCGCGAAGGUGCUUGGGGACGUGUGCUUGGGCCGAGGCGCGCAGCUCUCCACGCAGGCGAGCUUCUGCGACGCCCGUUGCGCCGACGUCAAGAUACUCAAGCCGAUGAGGGAUUUCGCGCAGCAGGAGCUGAUUUAUUACGCCGAGUACCACAAGAUAAAUUCUGUCAAGCCGAUGCACGCAUCUGGCACGCCACCAUCGGCCACCUCCAUACAAGCGUUGUCACGCGAUUUCACGACGCAACUGGAAUCUCAGUUCUCCGGCACGGUGUCCACCGUAUUCCGCACGGCCGAUAAAAUAAGCCCGAGGGUCGACGGGCCGCGGCGAGGUAUGGAAGACAAUUGCGCGCUGUGUGACGCGCGAUUGGACCUGCCGUCCUCCGGCGGCGAAGUGACCGCCAUGAGGGCGAUCGAGGUUUCCAAGCUGGUGUCGUCCAAGUGCGUCGACGCAAGUUCGCCUGGCAACGAAGAAAACGGAGACUCGAAUUGUCUCCCUCCACCCGACAACAGUGGUUGUUGUAACGAUAAUACUGAGUGCAGUUGUGAGAACAAUAGAAAGGGACAAGUAACCGCGGAGGACGUUUGGAGGCAUCUGUGCUACAGUUGCAGACGGAUAUUUCAAAAUUCAGAGAUUUUACGCAACUCGCCAUCGCCAUUAUUGUUCGCCGUUCAACAGAGAGUAGCUUUAAAAAGUAUGAGAGAGAAAAUUAGUGACUUUUUAUUAUGAAUAAAUGGAGAGACUUUUCACGAUUUAGCGCGCAAGGCCGUAAAACGAGAGGCAUUUGUACAUUAUGGUGUAAAUAUAGUUAAGAGAUUUUUUAAUUUAAA